Messenger RNA from Odobenus rosmarus divergens (Pacific walrus), 532 nucleotides. It is a transcript of the gene DBNDD1, whose product is annotated as dysbindin (dystrobrevin binding protein 1) domain containing 1. Gene Ontology annotation, cellular component: cytoplasm. The record is from RefSeq and is a predicted model, not a curated record. NCBI's taxonomy places the organism in Eukaryota, Metazoa, Chordata, Mammalia, Carnivora, Odobenidae. The coding region runs from base 56 to 532 and encodes 158 amino acids. Gene Ontology annotation, biological process: negative regulation of protein kinase activity. The transcript has 4 exons.
CCCGGGCUGGGUGACGCCGCCGCCGCCCGCGCCCCUCCCAGACCCCGCCGGCCGCAUGGAGCCCCCGGAGGGCGCCGGCCCGGGAGAAGCCGUUCAGGAGGUGGAGGGACCACAGGCAGCCCUGGGCACCCUGGCCCACGGGGCAGGGGAGAGCUACCGCUCACCCACGGCCGAGGAGGAGGUGGGCAUCCCAAUACCAGCCCCGGGGCUCCUGCAGGUCACAGAGAGGAGGCAGCCCUUGAGCAGCGUCUCCUCCCUGGAGGUACACUUUGACCUCCUGGACCUCACCGAGCUGACCGACAUGUCUGACCAGGAGCUGGCCGAGGUCUUUGCUGACUCAGACGACGAGAGCCUGGCCGGUGAACCGCCAGCAGGCCUGCACCCACUGCCCCGGGCCGGCUGUCUGCGCUCCCCCUCCUGGACACGAACCAGGGCCGAGCAGAACCGAGAGAAGCAACCGCUUGGUGACCCGGAGCGCCAGCCAGCAAUUGUGGACACAUUUCUCACCGUGGAGAGGCCCAAGGAGGACUAG